Molecule: messenger RNA, 1116 nt
Organism: Paramecium pentaurelia
Lineage: Eukaryota; Ciliophora; Oligohymenophorea; Peniculida; Parameciidae
Source: the annotation of a GenBank genome assembly
UCAAUGUUGCUUAAGAAAUUAAACUAAUAUAACUUCUUUAAGUUGAAAUAUGGUUACUAGAGUAGACAAAAGAAUCCUAAAUAUUUUCAUAAUCCUUUAGUUGAAGUAAAUCUGUAUUAACCUAUUUGAUAGGGGCAGUAUUCAGUUACUCCUGCAAGAAAGGUUCCUUCAAAUAUCAUAAGACCAAGCUAUAUGAGUAUAAUAAUCUAUGAUGUUUUUAGUCGACAAAAAGCCUAUUUUUGGUAUUUAUGAAGGCCCUGCUGUAACACAUGGGAAGAAUAUGAUUGAAAGUAAUUUUAAUAUUUAAUUCAGAAUUGAGGAAAGCAGCUAGUAUUGCAGCAAAAACUGCUUAGGUGGCUUAAAGAUCAGUUAAAAAAGGGAUGACUACAGAUGAAUUAGAUAAAAUAGUUCAUGAUUAUAUUAUUUCACAAAAUGCUUAUCCAUCACCAAUAGGAUUUAUGGGAUUUCCAAAAAGUGUUUGCACUUCAGUUAAUGAAGUUUGCUGUCAUGGAAUACCAAAUCUAAGACCCUUACAAGAAGGAGAUAGUCUUAAUAUAGACGUCACUAUAUUUUAUGAUGGUGUUCAUGGUGACACUAGUGUUAUGGCAUAAGUUCCAAAAAUGAAUUAAGAAAUAUCAAAAUUGAUAGAAACUACUUAAAAAGUUAAUACUCAAUUAAUAUUAGGCUCUUUAUGAGGCAAUAAAAAUAUGUAAGCCUGGACAAAAAUUUAAUCAAAUUGGAAAAGUGAUAUAAGAAAUAGCUAAUAAUGAUGGAUAUUAUGUAAGUGAAGUUUUCACAGGUCAUGGGAUUGGAGAAUUGAUGCAUAUGCCUCCUACAAUAUUUCAUACAUGUAAAAUCUUAAUAAUAAAGUUUUAGUAAAUCAUUAUCCAGGUGUAAUGGUACCUGGGAAUGUCUUUACUAUAGAGCCCAUACUCUUAAUGAAGGAUGAAUAAGAUUAUAAGAUUUGGAAUGAUAAUUUUACAGUUAUUUCAACUGAUAAUCCAAGUGGUAAUUAAAUCUUAUUAAAUGUAUUUAGCAUAAUGGGAACAUAUGAUAUUAAUAACUGAAAAUGGAUAUGAAGUAUUGACAAAAAGAGAUGAUGAAUUAGAGUUAUGA